AUGUCGGCCGACGCGCCGCAGUACCAGCACUUCAUCCCGCAGUUCAUCCUAAAGAACUUCGACCAUCCUUUCAGCUGUCCCAAGGCCCCCACGAAUGGCUUAAAAUGCAAAAAGCACCAUCACGAAAAAGGAAAAUACCCCGGCGACUGGGUUGUGAACUGCUUGGAACUUUUGCCCCAGGGUUAUAAGAUUGAGGAGCACUCUAUCCGACGAGUAUGCAGUCUGAAUAACAUGUAUAUGGUCCAGUCACUAGACGAAAACUUUCCUCGGGAGCUUGAGGCCAAGUUCAGCAAGUUGGAGGGCGAGACGAGUGCCGUGAUUCGCAGGAUAAUCACUUCUCACUAUCGUGGAGAUGAGAAGGUUAAAAUCACUAGGAUACAGCAAAUAGUACUAUGCAAUAUCGAUGACUACAAAAAUAUUGAUCGUGAUCUUUUGAAGGAGUUUAUGGAUCGAAACGGAAUUGAACGACCUUUAGAUGUUUGA
Messenger RNA from Fusarium odoratissimum NRRL 54006, 483 nucleotides. RefSeq lists its product as uncharacterized. The transcript has 2 exons. NCBI's taxonomy places the organism in Eukaryota, Fungi, Ascomycota, Sordariomycetes, Hypocreales, Nectriaceae. The record is from RefSeq and is a predicted model, not a curated record. The coding region runs from base 1 to 483 and encodes 160 amino acids.